CCGCAGAUGCCUCGGCAUUGCAAAUAUUGUGGAAACGCCAUCAUUGUACCAUCUCUGCUUACCAAUGAAUUGGCAGAGCAAAAAUGUGGGUGGGAUUAUGGGGCUAAUGAAAGGCUCUGCAAUGAAGCUUGGAGCUGAGCUUGCGAAGCUUGUCUCUUCAACCAUUAGUUCUAAAACCAAACUCACACAUCUACAACACUCCAAUUGAUCACUCAACAUGUCGAACAAAGCCGCAUACAUUACAGAGGCCAAGGCCAAACCGUUGCAAGUCAAGGAAGCCCCAUUGCCCUCUGCUGGCAAGGGAGAGGUUGUGGUGAAGAACCAUGCUGCCGCUGUCAACCCUGUGGACUGGAAGAUCCAGGACUAUGGCAUCUUCCUGCAGAAGUACCCUAAUGUCCUAGGUACUGAUAUAGCCGGCGAGGUCCACGAAGUAGGCGAGGGCGUCACACACGUCAAGAAGGGCGACCGUGUUCUUGGACACGCCUUUUCCCUCGUGAGCAACAACCCAGCACAAGGCGGCUUCCAACUCUACACAUCCCUCAACGCCCUUGUCGUCUCCAAGAUCCCCGACUCCCUCUCCUACACCUCCGCAGCCGUGCUCCCGCUCGCCAUCUCGACCGCUGCAGCCUGCCUCUUCAAGAAGGAGACCCUCGCCUUGCCCCUGCCGAAAAGCUCAGACGCCAACCCUCCCUCAAGUGGCAAGUCGGUACUCGUCUGGGGCGGCUCGAGCAGUGUAGGCGCAACAGCGAUCCAGCUUGCAGCAGGCGCAGGACACAAGGUCGUCAGUGUUGCAUCGAAGCGCAAUAUUGACGGUGUCAAGGCCCUGGGCGCUGCGGCCGUGUUCGAUUACAACUCCUCCUCUGUCGCAGACGACAUCAUCGCUGCGCUCGAGGGUACGGAGUUCGCUGGUGUCUGCGACGCUAUCGGUACACCUGACGCUGCGAAGGCAUGGACGCCUGUGUACAAGAAGCUGGGCGGAAAAUACGGCUCUGUGAUGCCGAGCGCUCAGGGUCUACCUGAGGGUCUUGAGGGUACGAGUGUCUUCGGACCGAGUGUUGCGCUCGAUGACAAGUACAUCGGUGACGUUGUGUGGGCGAAGUGGGUGCCGGGGGCUCUGCAGAAGGGUACGUUGAAGGCGCAGCCCGAGGCUAUUGUCGUCAAGGGCGGGCUUGAGUCUGUGCAGGAGGGCUUAAAUAAGCAGAAGGCUGGUGUUAGCUUUGGAAAGAUCGUCGUGGAGUUAUAG
Molecule: messenger RNA, 1243 nt
Organism: Macroventuria anomochaeta
Lineage: Eukaryota; Fungi; Ascomycota; Dothideomycetes; Pleosporales; Didymellaceae
Product: GroES-like protein
Exons: 4
Coding region: 218-1243 (341 amino acids)
Molecular function (GO): oxidoreductase activity, acting on NAD(P)H
Source: RefSeq, a predicted model, not a curated record